This is a messenger RNA of Neltuma alba, 2493 nucleotides long. RefSeq names its product NADP-dependent malic enzyme. Lineage: Eukaryota; Viridiplantae; Streptophyta; Magnoliopsida; Fabales; Fabaceae. Bases 262 to 2193 code for a protein of 643 amino acids. Gene Ontology annotation, cellular component: chloroplast. The record is from RefSeq and is a predicted model, not a curated record. Gene Ontology annotation, molecular function: NAD binding; malate dehydrogenase (decarboxylating) (NADP+) activity. The transcript is spliced from 20 exons. Gene Ontology annotation, biological process: malate metabolic process; pyruvate metabolic process.
AGGCGAGAAGGAACCACCAUUCUCAUCUUUUCCCAUUUCUGAUCUCUCCUGUCUCUCCAGGAAGCUUCAAUCACAAAGCAAGGCAAAGAAGGAGAGAGAGGAAGGGAGAGACAGAAAAACAAAGGGUGAAGAGAAUUCUGCGAGCUUAUAAAGGCCCUGUCUUUGCUCAUUCUCUUGUAUUUUAGUCUCCUCUCGGUUCUUCUUUCUCUCUGUACUAUAGCAGCGUUCAUAAGUACGACUCACAUUUCUUCAGCGGCCAUCAUGAUCUCUUCUAAUAGCAGCAGCUUCCUGAGCAACACAGGAGUAGGUGGGUCUUGCAGUAACUUCUCUGAUGCCCAGAGAAGAUGUUCAGGUGCUCCGAGGAUAGUAUGUAUGGCUCAAAGCAGCCGGUCAAAUGACCGAAAUGCCAGCGUGGCUGUGGAGACCAAGUUGAAUGGAAUUAAAGAUGAUUCUGUGGUGGUCGACGUGAACGGCAAACCUACCGUUGGCGGCGGCGUUCAGGACACGUAUGGCGAAGAUAGAGCCACAGAGGACCAGUUCGUUACGCCUUGGAGUCUCUCUGUUGCUAGUGGAUAUACUUUGUUGCGAGAUCCACACCACAACAAAGGGCUUGCCUUUACCGAGAAAGAGAGGGAUGCCCACUACUUGCGUGGUCUUCUGCCUCCAACAACUAUUUCUCAAGAUACGCAGGUGAAGAAAAUGAUCCGACAUAUACGUCAAUAUCAGGUUCCGUUGCAGAAGUACAUGGCAAUGAUGGAUCUUCAGGAGCGAAAUGAAAGGCUGUUUUACAAACUUCUUAUUGACCAUGUUGAGGAGUUACUUCCAGUUGUCUAUACUCCAACUGUAGGAGAAGCUUGCCAGAAGUAUGGUAGCAUCUUUAUGCGUCCUCAAGGCCUUUAUAUCAGUCUCAAAGAAAAGGGGAGGGUUCUUGAAGUUCUAAGGAAUUGGCCUCAGAGGGACAUUCAAGUGAUUGUUGUAACUGAUGGAGAGCGGAUCUUGGGUCUCGGAGAUCUUGGUUGUCAGGGAAUGGGAAUACCAGUGGGGAAACUUUCUUUAUAUACGGCACUUGGAGGAGUCCGUCCCUCCGCUUGCCUGCCCAUUACCAUUGAUGUGGGUACGAACAAUGAAACCUUGUUAAAUGACGAGUUAUAUAUUGGGCUUAAGCAAAGACGAGCAACUGGACAGGAAUAUGCUGAACUUAUCCAUGAAUUUAUGACAGCUGUCAAGCAAAAUUAUGGGGAAAAGGUCCUCAUCCAGUUUGAAGACUUUGCAAACCACAAUGCAUUUGAUCUACUUGAAAAAUACAGUUCAACUCAUCUUGUAUUUAAUGACGAUAUUCAGGGGACAGCAUCAGUGGUCCUUGCUGGAUUAGUUGCUUCUCUGAAAGUAGUUGGAGGAAAUUUAGCUGACCACAGAUUCUUAUUCCUUGGUGCUGGAGAGGCUGGCACUGGAAUAGCUGAACUCAUAGCACUUGAAAUUUCUAAACAGACAAAUGCCCCACUUGAGGAAGUGCGCAAGAACAUUUGGUUGGUUGACUCAAAGGGAUUGAUUGUUAGUUCCAGAAAAGAUUCGCUCCAACAUUUUAAGAAACCGUGGGCUCAUGACCAUGAGCCUGUUAAAAAUCUAUUAGAUGCUGUGAAUCAAAUUAAGCCAACAGUGUUGAUUGGAACAUCUGGACGAGGGAAAACCUUCACGAAAGAGGUUGUUGAAGCUAUGGCCACCAUUAAUAAGAGACCCAUUAUAUUUUCUCUUUCCAAUCCAACAUCUCAGUCAGAAUGUACUGCUGAAGAAGCAUAUAAAUGGAGCAAGGGGCGUGCUGUAUUUGCUAGCGGGAGCCCAUUUCCUCCUGUUGAGUACGAGGGAAAAGUGUUUGUGCCUGGCCAGGCCAAUAACGCUUACAUCUUUCCUGGAUUUGGUCUGGGCUUAAUAAUGUCUGGGACAAUCCGAGUGCAUGAAGACCUGCUCCUGGCAGCCUCGGAAGCCUUAGCUGCGCAAGUGACCCAAGAGAACUUUGACAAAGGGCUCAUAUUCCCACCCUUCUCUGACAUCAGAAAGAUUUCAGCACACAUAGCUGCUAAUGUUGCUGCCAAGGCUUAUGAGCUCGGCCUGGCCACCCGCCUUCCUCAACCCAAAGAUUUGGUGAAGCAUGCUGAGAGCUGUAUGUAUUCCCCGCUAUAUCGUGGCUAUCGGUAAAGCCACAACACAUUAGGACUUCCUCAUUUCUUGGUUUGAUCAUGAAAUCAUUAUACUGUCAUUUUUUGGUUUUUUUUUUUUUUUUUCCUUUUUUGACUCAGAAAAUGCCCUAAUUCAUGUUCUGUUGGUACAAGUAAUUGGGUGAGUCUUGGGUAAGUAACUAGUUGGGUGCUGGUAGUUGUAAUUGGACUACAGUGAAUUAGUCAUAGCCUAAAAAAUGUUGUGUAGUUGUACCAUUACGUGUUCAAAUUUGCAAAAAUGAAGCACAUCUCAAAGAGCCUUUUUAAGUAUUUGUGUGAU